AUGGCGAUAUUCGCGGUCUCACUACUGAUCAUUGCGUUCCAUACAGUUCUUGAACAUGGUCCUCCAUCCAUGGCGUGGAGCCCAGUUAUCUCUGAUGGAACUAGUAUAUACAAGACACCUUCUGCUCGACAUCGCAAGCUUCUGGGUCGUGGUAAGCUAUAA
Messenger RNA from Ilex paraguariensis (yerba mate), 162 nucleotides. The record is from the annotation of a GenBank genome assembly. Lineage: Eukaryota; Viridiplantae; Streptophyta; Magnoliopsida; Aquifoliales; Aquifoliaceae.